AUGGCAGAAGAAUCUGCUGCUCCUUCUACUUCCGCUGACAAAACUGAGAGGUAAGAUAUAAUUAGAUGUAAGAAUAGUGCAAGUGCGUUUGAGAGUAGUGUAACUAUCUUCCUGUAAUAGUCAGCUACUACUAGUUACAUUGAUUGGAAUAGAUGAAUGAAACAAGAGCAGUUUUUAAACACUGACACUCUUGAUUUACUAUAGUAAAAAAGGUAAAUAAUGACCAAGCUUGCUUCUAACAGCUAUAUGUUGUGGCUAACAACCUGGUUUCUUCCAGUAGCACCUUAGAGACCAACUAAGUUAGUUUACCUGAAGUGUGCAUGUACACGAAAGCUCAUACCAAUAACUAACUUAGUUGGUCUCUAAGGUGCUACUGGAAGGAUUUUUUUUAUUUUGUUUCGACUAUGGCAGACCAAUACGGCUACCUACCUGUAACUAGAACCUUGUUUCUAUUUUUCUAGUAUGGAUGUGGAUGCAGAAGCCAAGAAAUACCUCGGCUUGGGGCAGAAAAAUCUGGUAAUGGGAGAUAUUCCAGCUGCUGUUAAUGCAUUUCAGGAAGCUGCUUCUCUGUUGUAAGUAAUGAGAUUUAUCCCUUCAGUUGAAUUUUCAUUUGAUGAAGGGAAUUUAGCCUAUCUUAGGGAUAACCACCUUUUUUCUUUCUAUUAUGGGCUGCAUUCUCUUGGGGGUAGUCAGUGGAGAACUGCAUGCUAGUGGUGCACAGAGCCAGAAACAAGUAUUCUGAAUUAAUAUCUGCAAUACAGACAGCUUCAUUUUUUUCGUUCCCAAAUUAGAAUUCUUUAUUCUAUGUAGAGCUACCGAAAAGUAAACCCCACUGGGUUUUACAGGGUUACUCUCAAGUUCAGUGGACCCUCGAGUUACGUACCUCUCUGGAUAUGUAACCUUCAGGUCACGAACGUGGCAAACCUGGAAGUAUUUUUCUGUGUUACGCCGCUUGCACAUGCACAGAAGUGGCGCCUCUGGUUAUGGAUUUUUCGGGGUGCGCAUGGACCCCCAGAACAAAUUAAAUCAGUAUCCAGAGGGUUGUUUUUUUUUUAACACAGCUCCUGUUUUGGAAAAUGAAUGAAAGUAACUUUAGCACAUUAUUUGUUUACUUAGUUAUUGAAUUUAUAUUCCUCAUGAGGAACCCCAGGGUGGCAAACAGAUCCACACUUCAGAAAGCAAAGCAGAAACAUUCUAAAACUGUUAGAACAUUAUAAAAACAAUUACCGUAUUUUUCGCCCCAUAGGACGCACUUUUCCCCCUCCAAAAAUGAAGGGGAAAUGUGUGUGCGUCCUAUGGGGCGAAUGCAGGCUUUCGCUGAAGCCUGGAGAGCGAGAGGCAUCGGUGCGCACCGACCCCUCUCGCUCUCCAGGCUUCAGGAAGCUAUCCGCAAGCCUUGCAAGCCCGGCGGGAGUUCCUGCGGGCUCACAAGGCUUGCGGGCAGCAACCUGCAGCCCCGGCGAGUGUCCGCAAGCCUUGCAAGCCCGGCGGAAGGGCUCCCCGUGCUUCGGGCGAGUGUCCGCAAGCCUUGCACGCCUGGCGGGAGGUCCCGCUGAGCGCGCGAGGCUUGGGGCGGCAGCUUGCCACCCGAAGCACGCGGAGCCCUCCGGAGGGUGCCCCGUGCUUCGGGCAGGUGUGCGCGAGGCUUGGGGCGGCAGCCGCGGCAGCGGGGGGGGGAAAAUAAUUUUUAAAAAUUCAUUCCCCCCCCCCAAAAAAAACGAGGUGCGUCCUAUGGGCCAGUGCGCCCUAUAGGAUGAAAAAUAUGGUAGUUUUUUUUAAAAAAAAUAUUCCAUCCAGUGAUCUCAAGGUUGCCAGGAAAUUCGGCCACCAAAUUCCUGCAUAACCAGGAAUAUUUUCAAAUUUCUCAUGAAAGUUAAUAAUGGCAAUAGGCACAGCUCACUGGAAAGAGAAGUAACACCAAAAAAGCCCUGUUGUGGGUCAGUGCAAACCAAGCAGAUCUGGUGGUUGCAUCACCAAGGCAUCACCUGCUUAUUGUAGGGACUGAGAUGAUUGGUACUGGAGUAUUUUUUAGAUACUGUAUUUAGUUUCCAAGCCUCCAUGCAGGAGGUCACUAGAGCUUAGGCAACUGACACUAGGUUAUCCUGGUCCAGUAACCAGACUUAACUGGGCAUAACCACCUAGCAGUGGAAGCCACUCCAGUGAAAAGAUGGCAUUCAGGAGAACUUCCAAAGUAUGUCUCCCCACCCCCAAAUAAUUUGGACAACACUCUUUCUCAAGCCAUAUGGCCUGUGUAUGUAUGUGUCAGUAUUUCUGUUGAAUAAAAUAUUGUCCAUUUUAAUACUUCCUGAUACUAUGUGGAAAGGGCAGGGGAUAUAAUCUGCAGGUAGAUUAAAAAGGUGUAUUUUUAAAUAGAUUUUAAAACUUGGUUUGGAUUUUCUGGAAUUUUAAAUUUAAUAAAUUCUCAAAUAACCGUGCUGUUAAUAUUAUAUCUUAACCAAAGCAUGUUUGCUACAGUUAUUCUUUAAAAUGAAGUAGUUUCUCUACCAGCUACGUAGUUAACAGAGGCUUCCUAUUUAAAUCAAGAGCCAGUUCGAUCGUUUUUUCAAAUGAUUAUUUACAGUCCAACUAGCAAACAUAAAUGUUUAGUUCCACUGAAUGAAAAUGAUCUCUAGUCUGCUCAAUAAUAAGUUAUUGCAUUGCAUUCUUCAUUAAAUUAUCUUUCCAUUGAUACAUAAUGUUAUGGUAUUACUCCAAAAAAAGGUGGUUUAUGAGCCAUCAUUGCCAAAACAAUAUGACACCUGAUUGGCUCUCUAAACGCUUUUUCUGGUUAUUUGGCUAUAAUGCUUGAUAGAGUACAGAUAAUUGAACAAAACUUGUUCCAUUACAUUCUUAAAUUAUCUUUCCAUUAAUAUAUAAUUUUAUUGUAUUACUCAAAAAAAGUGGUGUUAUGAGCCAUCAAACCUUGGAAAUACAACAAUUUUGGCCACUAGUGUAUUACUUCAUAUAUUUGUUGAACCCUGGGGCAAAUCUGACAUCUAAAUGCUGCCUUAAAACUAAAUGCCCGUUAUUUGGUACUACCAGGCUUUUUUCCUAUUUGUUGGAGUCUACACCUUUUAUAAGAUUUCAUUUUUGUUAGCCGAUAGAGGGAAAGUCGUUAAAAUAUUCCAUUAUGACCAGUAGCCAUGACUGUUUGAGAUAAAGUACAAAAAUACAGGAAUGUGAACACUGGACAAUUGUGUGUGUCUUCCUUCCAGUGUUGUUGCUUUCUGCUUGACUCUGCUUUCACCACCAUAACAAACAACUUUAUAUGCCACCUAUCUGACUGGGUUUACAAGCUGACUAAAUGAAAGUACAAAAAACACAACAAAACCCAACCAACUUGAUAGCAAUCACAGCACACUGACAAAUGUCCUCCUUAUUUCUGUUGUAAUAAAUAAUCCUUCAUAAAAGUUAUUGCAUUGCAUUCUUCAUUAAAUUAUCUUUCCAUUGGUAUAUAAUGUUAUGGUAUUACUCCCCAAAAAAGUGAUGUUAUGAGCCAUCAUUUCCUAAAUAAUGACACCUGAUUGGCUCACUAAAGCAUUCAUUUUACUGAUUAUUUGGUUCUAACUUUUGAUAGGAUACAGAUAAUUGAACAAACCUUGUUGCAUUACAUUCUUCAUUAAAUUGUUUCCUUUGAUACAUAAUUUUAUGGUAUUACUAAAAAAAAAGUGGUGUUAUGAGCCAUCAAACCUUGGAAAUAAACUUUCCCCCAAAAGUUUCCACAAUUUUCGCCGCUUGUGUAAAUGGGAAACAUGACUUAAAUUAAUCCACCCUGCUAAUCUGGUAAUCUCUUUUUAGGGCUAAUAAGUAUGGUGAAACUGGAAAUGAGUGUGCAGAAGCUUACUUUUUUUACGGGAAAUCACUUCUGGAAUUGGCAAGGUAAGUUAAUGUGACCUGCUUUGGGCCACUUGGUGGUUUGAAUAGUUAAUCUAGAUUAGGAAGGCUAAUAUAAUUUUACAUGGACUGGCAUCUACUUCACCAGUUUCUCCUGCACAGAGAACUGAAGUUACCUUUUGUAACCUUUUCUCAGCAUAGUGGCAGCCAUUCUAGAGCUACAUAAUCAGGUCAACAAACUUUGGUUGGUCUUCCUUGUCAACCAAAUAUGUAUUUGCUUCCAGGACGCCUGGAGCAGGAUCUGUUAACUGGUGUUCUUAUGCUACAUCAAUACAGCCUUGAGUUCAAGCUUUGAACGCUAAAACUGGUGAGGGAAAAGAUAACAGCAAUGCCUACUUACAUCUUCUAGAAUGGAAAAUGGUGUGCUGGGAAAUGCCUUGGAAGGAGUGCAGGUGGAAGAAGAGGAAGAAAAAACAGAAGACUCAGUGGUAGAAAGUGCUGAUAAUAUAGAUGGUAUGUAGUGCUGUCUUAACUCAUGAUAGAGAUGCCAAGCUGUGUGUGUUCCAAGUGGAUACUAGACAAGGGUCAUUUUAUUAUCAAGUUGUUUGAAUCUUAAACCGCAACUAAAAAGACUCUCUAAAAAUCUUUUUAAUGAUAAAAUUGACCAAAAACUUGUUUAAAAAACUUAAAAACCUGCCUUUUAACAAGGCCAGUGUGUCUACAAACCUAUAGAUUAAAGCAUUGUUUUGAACCAUGUGGGCCUCACUUUGUUUCUUAGUAAAGCAUUGGUUUCUAUGCUUCAAGAUCUUAAGGACAGUCAGCUAAUUGUUUCUAAAACCAUGAACUAAUUGGGCAAAGGUUCUGUGAACAAACUGAAUAGUAACUCCCAGUAUUACUGCUUAUUGCAAAACUGUUUAGUGUAUAGCACAUUGUGGCCUAGAUCUUUUGGGCAGUGGCAUCUAAUAAGAUUUGGUGCUGUGAAGAUCAUGUUGUGACAAUAGGCCAUGUUCACUUAAAGUGGAUAGUUUGUCUAAUUUUCAAUACUUGCCCUGUCCCUCAGUUCGUAGCAUCUUCCUCUGCAAUCCAGUGCAAUGUCUUGUCUAGACAAAGCUUGGCAUCUCUUGCUCAGCUGUUACUAUGCUGGCCUACAACUCAUUGCUUAAGCGCAACUCCUUGCAAGCCCUGUUAUGGAAGGCACUUGUUCUCAGUUUAAGGGUCCAAAAGGAUUGUAUUGAUUCCUGUAACUUUGAAGCAAGACAUCAGUGGGAUGGAGGGUGGGAUGUGAAGAUCAUGAAUGUUUAUCACUAAAUUCGAAGGUUUGUUUGUGCUUGAUCUUCCUUAAACAUGUAGAAGAAGCAAGGGAGGAAUUAAGAGAGCAGGUAUAUAAUGCCAUGGGGGAAAAAGAUGAAUCCAGAAAAAAUCCUGAAGAGUCUCUGGUGCAUACAGGAGUGGAGAUGCAACCGAAGGAUGUUGAAAUGGAAGAGGUUGAGGAAGAAGUAGCAGCUAAGGAAGAAAAAGAAAAAGCAGCUCUGGGUGGAGAAGAUAUCACUGUUGUGGAGAAAAAGGAAGAGCAAGAGAAGGCAGAAAAGCAGGUAGAGGCAACUACGGAAGAACAAAACAUCAAUGAAGUAACUACUGAGGUAGCAUUAGAAGAUGAUGCUGCUAGGGAAGAGAAGCCAGUGGAUGCAGAAGGGACAGCUGGAGAAGAUAAGCGAGUGGUGGUAGAAGAGGCUAGGGAAGAUGCUGCUGUACACAGAGUGGUGGUUUCGGAAGAUGCUGCUGUGAAAGUUAAUCCAGUAAUAGAAGAGGCUGCAGAAGCAGCUGGGGGAGAUACUACUUUAGAAAAAGAAGUGGCUGCAGGGGAAGCACCUGGGAAAGAGAAGGUUGUUGAGAUAGCAGCUCAAGAGAGGAGAGAAGAGGAGGUAGAAAAGCAGGCAGACGCAAUUGUAGAAAAGAAUCCAAUAGUAGAGGAAUUGGUAAAAGCUUCAGGUGAGUUAGAGAGAGAAUUCAUGACAGCUGUUGAGAAAGUUGAAGGGCAGGCAGAAAAAGAACAACCAGCUAAAGCUACUGCUGAAAAGACAGAGGACAUGAAGCCUGCCACAGAACAGGUGGUGGUGAACUUGAAAGAGAAGGAAGAAACAUUGGAUUCAAGAGAAGGAGAACCUUCAGCUCCAAAUGAAACUACUCCUUCAGGGAGCAUCAAGCAGUCACGUGAAAUACAACCAGAAGAAAAAGCUGAAGUUGCUCCUAAGGUAGAAAAGGAAGAAGAAAAGGAUGACGAGAUGGGAGAGGGCGAAGGUAACAGGGAUAGAAGACACUUGUGGGUGGAUCUAUUUAGAGAGCUAACCCUUAGUAAGACUAAUCCAUUCAGAAUUCUCUGUGCCACAGGGAUGAAUCCACCCAAGGAGAAUUUUGAAGCUGCAAGGAACAGUUGAAUUGAAACAAAACUAACAAGUUGAGCAAUAAAUUAUUGGCUUUUUUGGGGACUGGUUUGCAUGAGCAGCAAAUAUAGAAAGCAGUGGCUCAUAGAGAACACUGAAUGGAUGUUCACUGCAUGUUUUUAUGUGAAUGCAAGAUUAACUCUGAACAAUUAAAAGCAUAGUACUAGAAUAUAUAUUGACAACCAGAUCCACAAAAAUACAGCAACACGAGGGUGCUGGCUUAAUGACCUGUAUUAAACAACCUAAAACCUAUCAUGCUUUGAGGCCUAUGACUAGAAACAAGUGCAGGUAAUAGACAUCACAGCUUUCAUGUCCUGCUUCUCUUGCUUUAGCAUUGCUGUUUAACUACCUUAUAAUACCUUGAAAAUGUUUGUUUACAAGUGAGAUUCUAAGUAGUGAAAUAGUUGUAAAUCUGAUAAACCUUCGCAUAAUACAACUGUUUAACAAAUAUUUAGUCACUUUGUGUUCCUAUUUGAAAAAAGUGACUAAUAGCGAUAAAUAAUAGGGAUACAGUACAGUGGCAAGUUUGCUCUGGCAACUAGAGCCUCGUCCUAUGCAUUUCUAGUCCAAGAGUAGCUUAAAAGCAUGACCCUCUAGAUACUGCUGAACUAAAACUCCAUAAUCCCUAAUUAUUUUGGCCACGUUGGCUGGAGCUGGUGGGAGUUGUGGUUUAGCAACAUCUAGAAGAAUACAAGAUAGCCAUCCCUGUUCUAGUUUGAAGUCCGGUGUUUACAGCAAUACUUUUUCCCUUGGCUUCUGUAGUAGUUGUUACAUGAAGACUGUUGAGCAUAAGGCAGUUUGAGAUUGUGCUUGCUGGGCAUCUGGAUUACUGAAUAGCUGGUAGGAGGUCAGAUUUCUUGCUCCAUAAGAGGGUAUAUGUUCCCUGACACUGCAGAAUAGGUGUCUGCGCUAUCCCAUAGUUUAUGUAAGUUCCUGUGCCUGACACCCAAUAGUACAUACCUGUCAGUCUCCCUAAGAAGCCAUGCAAUGACACUUAACUAGAAAUAUUAAUAUUUCUGUUUUAUCUUAACUAUGAAAUGUGACUACUUCUAAGGAGUGCAAUUUUAAAGCUCUUCUCUUUGUCUCCCCCGUUACUAUGAAAACAAAACUUCUAUGGGGAAGCUAUAAAAGUAUUAAAACUUGUUCAAAUUCUUUUUAACUGACAUGCCAGGGGGUGCCAUGCAAGCAGCAUAAAGGAGAAAGAAUAUCCUAACGCUGAAUAUUUUAAUCUAUGUAGCUCCCCCUCAAAACUUCGUAUAAACACAUGUUGCAGAUUGCACAGAAACCUACCAAGCCAACCCUCAUGAACACAUAGGUUGGAAGUGUAAUAGUGGUGGAAGAAUUUCACAGCUGAAUAAAACAAAUAGUCAAGUAAAAUGGAUGUAUAAACAGUUGGUUGUAUAUUAAUAAGAAACUAUUAUUGUAGAAAUGGAAGGAUCAGAAGAGGAAGAUAAAGUUGAAGAGGAUAAAGAAAAUGACUCUGCAGUUGAAGAGGAUAAAGAAAAUGACUCUGCAGUUGAAGAGGAUAAAGAAAAUGACUCUGCAGUCGAAGAGGAUAAAGAAAAUGACUCUACAGUUGAAGAAAAGGUGAAGUAUAAAAAUGAGCAUUCAAGCCUGUUAAAGAGCUGGUUCAAUGUUUCUGUCAUGGAGAAAGGAACAUUGUUUUUAUGGAAACUAUUUCCGAUUACAUAUGUUUUCUAGAGCAUAGGAAGACUGAAGUAGGCAGUUCCUUCCGAAGGUUCAAGAUUAUAGUAGGGGUGUGGCUUUGAGUACUCUGGUUCAAAGCAGCAUUUUAACGUUUUAGUCUGUUAAAACUUUAGCCUGUUUUUCCUUCUAGAUGCUUGUUCGUUCUCCAUUCUUAAAAAAAAGCCCUUAUCCUUCUCUCUGCUCCCCCCUUCUUUCCUUGUCCCCUCUGCUAUCAAAAUCUCUUGUCUACUGACACAAUGCAUUCAUACAUUGAAACUCAUAAACUAGUUUCAGUGAAGCAUUGUGGUCUCCGUCUAGUACCGCACCCAUGGUUAAACUAAUUUCUGUAACCAUUCCCACCUUCUCUAAACCUGUUGAGUGUCUUUUAUUACAGUUGUUUAAAAGCCCAAAAGCAGGCCUCCAAAACCUACAGGAAAUUGGGAACAGGUUGCAUCUCCUCUGCCUCAUAUCACAGCAAUAGUGAUUUGCUACAGAAAGGGAAAAGGCUGUGCCUGAUAAUGUGCAUGGUAUCUGCUUAAUUAUCAGAAGCUUCCUAUUGUUUUAAAAAACUGCUAUUGAAACAGUUUUUUUGCAACAGUACACCACCUUCUGAAGUAAUUCUCUGCAGUCAACCAAUUUUUAACUCAACUGAAAGUAUGUCCUCUUGUGACAUCUCCUUUUUUGCCUUAACAUUAAAGAACUGGGCACUGCAUUUUUUCCUGCUAUUCAAACUAUGAAGACAGCGAGGUCAAACAUGAGGAAGCUACCUAGCUGAUAAGCUGAGCUGUUCAUCAGGGAAGCCUCAGGAAAGACCUGGGCAAGAACUGAAAUGACAUGCAAAGUGCUUUUGGAGCAAGAAUUAUAAUUGCCGCUAAUUAUAAUUCUAUAUUAUAAUUACAAUGUAGAAUGAAUAUGAGUAGGGUUACUCUGAAUCACAUUUACUGACAAGGAAUAUGUAGUGUUCAAUGCAAAAUUGAUUGCACUUUCCAAACAUUGGUUUUAAUUCUGCUUGUGAAGGAUUUGCUGGCUGAACAGCCAAUUCAUAAGAGGAGUGAGAUACAAUGUGAAGGACAAGCAGUUCAAAACUAAUACAGGAGGAAAGUAGAUAAUCCUCUAAAGCUGUUUGUAAAUCCUUUUUGUCAAGCAGUUAAUCACAGUCCACAAAUCUUGACUUGAAUCAUUAGCUAGCCAUUGGUCUUUCUGCAGAACCUGUGCUUCCAAGUCUUCUCUUUGUCUACCAGAAGGUGAGCUUUCAUCACACUAGGUUCUGGAACUGGCAGAAGCAUUGCGGUGAAGACUAUGGUACUAGGCAGAGUCUGGAAGACCAAGGUUCAAAUCCCCACUUAGCCAUGAAGCUCACUGACUGGCUUUGGACCUUACUGUCUCUUAGUCUUACCUCAGAGCUGUGAGGAUAAAAUGGGGAGAGAGAGAACCAUGCACACUGUAUUGAGCAACUUAAAGGAAAGGGACAUUAAUAGAGCUUCCUCUGCUGUGUUCAAGACUCCCUGCAAUAGAACUGGUGCCUUUGUAAGGAAGAAGUGCUGAUUUCCCUAAUAUAAAGUACUAAAUUUUGCUAACAAACGCUUCAGCAUAGGAGUUUGUGGAAGGGGUAUGAUGUUCCUUUUCUAAAGUUUAUAUAUUUGUUUCCUAUGGUGACUGGUUUCUUCAGUUGCCUGCUUUAAGGCAGGAGUUCCUGAGUUGGUCCAUCAACCACCAGUGGUCCACAAGCUUCAUUCAGGUGGUCUGUGUUAUGUCUGUAAAAAUACAAUUGGAAUCAUGGAGCAUCUAGCACAGGGCACUACAGUUGCUACAACAAGCAGAAAAAUCAAGUGGUCUGCCAAGAUCCUUAGCAAUUGCCUUUCUAUCCUUUUCUUUGACUUUCAAAUAACUUUGCUUUAGGAGAGUGAAGAAGACGAUGUUGGGAACUUAGAACUGGCUUGGGAUAUGCUGGAGUUAGCAAAAGUAAUAUACAAAAGGUAUGUCUGGGAGUUCUGACAAAUAAUGCCUUUUUAUACAACUAAAGGUGUUAUGACAAUCUUGCUGACUCUGCCUUCUUGAUCUAGACAGGACACGAAAGAAGCUCAGCUCCUUGUUGCUCAGGCUCACCUAAAACUAGGAGAAGUUAGCAUCGAAUCUGGUAACUACCUUAAAGUUGCUUAGGCAUGCAGUGGAUUAAUUUCUGAUACUAUUAUUCAUAUUUCCACUGCAUAUGAUAUUUUAGUUUUUGCAUGUCCAUUACAUAUUAUAUAAACUGUCAGUAAUAUAUUUUAUAUUCACUUUACAGUAUUCAUAUUUCCAAAGCUGCUCAGACUUUAUCAACUAGCUCAGAGUUUAUCAACUAAGCCUUUUAUUUUGGACACCUCAUACUGUACUUCGUUAUAAUACAGUUACCUAUACUAUUGGGAAGUACGCUGGUAGAUUGGUUACUUUUAUUCUAUUGUGGCCUAGUUCAGAUGCAUGAUUCCCUGCUUAUUAAAGCAUAGCUUAGAAGCCUUGAAGAACGAAUAGAGGCCCCUCGCCUUGGUCCUUUCUCAGUGUUUACACCCUGGUUAAAUGGUAAUUAAAUUUCAGUUAGCUAUUCUGCCUAAUAAUAAUAAUUACACUAAUUUUCUUUAUACCCUGUCCAUCUGGCUGGGUUUCCCCAGCCACUCUGGGCGGCUUACAACAUAUCUGAAAACAUCAAUCAUUAGAAACUUCCCUAAGCAGGGCUACCUUCAGAUGUCUUCUAAAAGUAAGAUAGUUGUUUAUUUCCUUGACAUCUGAAGGGAAGGCAUUCCACAGGGACGGCAUCAUAACCAAGAAGGCCCUCUGCCUGGUUCCUAAAUGCAACUUUAUCUACUAACCAGGAACUUAAACUAUAGUUCCCUGUUUUGAAUAUAAUGGCUAAUUGGAGUUUAACCAAACCAGGAUGUAGCUGAUGAAUAAGGGGAAAGGCAUGGGAAGGAAGCUUGCAGUCUCCUCAUUUGUUCUCAGCUGUUGAACUAUUUUGAGCAAGCCAGAUAUGCUUUCUAGCCACUGUUUCCACCAGUCUCUGCAGACUAUAUUAAAUGUAAAAUGUCCUAUAUUAUUCAAAAAUUGAUACUGGAAUCACGACAGGUUAUAAUGAUUGAAUUCUGCUUUGUACAAAUUUCUACCUUCAUAUGAAAGUCCUGUGCUUUACUUUCUGUUUUUAUUGUGCAGAAAACUACUCUCAAGCUAUAGAAGAGUUCCGUUCUUGCCUGGCUCUUCAGCAGAAGUACUUAGAGGCCCAUGACCGCUUGCUUGCAGAGACUCAUUAUCAUCUGGGGUUGGCCUUUCACUAUGAUAAUCAGUAUGAUGAAGCAGUGUUGCAGUAUAGUAAAUCGAUGGAAGUCAUUGAUAAAAGAAUGGGUAAGUGAAGUGCAGUUCUUCAUGCAGUUUUAGUUAAGCAUCACCGUUACUGUGUCCUCCAAGCUCCAAAUGUACAGUGUUGGGAAAGCUACAGAGCUAGUUUCUUCAUGAAGAGGUGUUCAGAGAGCUAAUGUGUCAGCUAGCAAACACUAUUUGGCAGCUGCUGAUGAUCCUUGAGAAUCUGUUUUAACAUACACUGGGACAAAGCCCAAAACUGAUGAGUAAAUGGCUCUAAAAGUACUAAUAUCACCUAAAUAUCACCUUUUUAGCGAUGUUGACUGAGCGACUAAAAACAAAAGGGGAGGGAUCAGCUGAGGAUGAGAAGGAAAUUGUAGAACUCGAGGGACUGCUUCCUGAAAUUAAAGAGAAGAUAGAAGAUUCAAAGGAGUCUCAAAAGAGUGCAAGAAUAGCCGAACUGGCUCUGAAAGCAACUUUGGUGAGUCCUAGGCUUACUACUACCAUUUUUUGUGAACUUGUGCUAGAGAGGAGCAGAUAGCAAAAUAAAUUAAGCUGAGAUACACAGCUGUAAAUAGGAAGAAAGGAUGCCAUUGAUACUUAGUUUUAUAGUGGAAAAUGCUAAAUUUUUACUUUGGGGGGGGGUAGGAGAUGACUUUUGAAGCACUGAGUUCAAAGACCUUACAUUGAAUAAUUAAUGAUAAGAUGACAUGUAAAAUUUGUUCCGGAGGAUCCCCCAAACUCUUGAGCUGAUUUUGAAGAAAGUUAGCUGGAGGUGACAGUAGAUGAAGCACUGUUAUAGGAAUGGAAGUUGUUGCAUCAGUGGAAAUGCAGGCUUGAAUAUGUCCCUUAUUCUUAAAGCAAGACUGCAGAUAGCAACUGCAAAAUAGCUUGGGGGUUCACACACUACAGAUGAGACACCUGUUUACUUCUCUUGUGGUCUUAAAAAACAUUGGGAGCUUGAAAAAUUAACUGCAGACCAGCUUCCUCAUUAUUGCUUCUCAUUACACCUUAAAUUUUAUAAAUUGUUCUUCAAAACCGAUGUGCUCUUCAUUGUACAUGUUUAUAGUUUAGUCCCAGUAGGCUUUUAAUAGUGACUUUUAGACUGAUAGAUCUCUUUUGUUUCCAGGUUGGUGGAUCAUCUUCUAGUUUUCCACAGGCAACUGAAAGCAAUCCAGCUUCAGCUGUAAGUGAUACUAAUCCCUAAAGCAAGCAGUUUAAUUCUGCUGUUCUAUAGUAUUUCAUAUUUUGCCUUCUGUUUUGUAACAGAUCCCAGCUGGGCAAAAAACUGAUGGAGCUCCUCAGUGUAUUACAGACAUCUCCCAUCUUGUCAGAAAAAAGGUUUGUGUCCCAUACAACUAACAAAAAUAGGUAACCACUGGCUUGCAGUACUUGAACCAGGUGUAGGCAAACUUGGCCCGCCAGAUGUUUUGGGACUACAGCUCCCACCAUCCCUAGCUAACAGGAACAGUGGUCAGGGAUGAUGGGAGUUGUAGUCCCAAAACAUCUGGAGGGCCAAGUUUGCCUAUGUCUGACUUAAGCAGUCACUUAAAAGCUUUGAUCAUUCUGCUUCUACAAAUUUCAGAAAUCCUGCAUAAUAUCUUCUCCACUGGGAGCCAAUCAGCCUGAGAACCAUCUAGCGCACUUGGUAGCUUUUGAUGGUUUUGUGCUGUGCUGUGCUUAUCUGACUCACCCUGGUUUAAUUUCAAAGCUUAAUUGUGUGGGUCCUGCAGGCACUUGAGAAUUUAGAUGUGUUGGGGACCUGCAAAAUUGUCCAGGGUAGAGAUUCAGAGUUUACAGGUAGCACGAAAUCCAUAUAAACUGAAUGUCACAGCCAGGCUGAGCUGGGUUCCCAUAUUUCAAGUGGAAAGGAGAAUUGGUUAAAAUAGCAAAGACAGUCUAAAACAAGCAAACUAUUUGUAUCUUAAGAUACCCCCCCUUUUUUUUGAUGAAAAAAUUCUUUAUUGAAAUUCAUUAAUGUCAUUACAAAUUUAACUUCACACAUACACAUACAUACAAUAUAUACAUAUUCUUAAAUUUGUUUAACUUGGAAUGUUAAUUUAACCUAAUUCCACUUAGGUAUCAGCUAAGCUAAAAUCAUAUAAUGGUACAUAAAAUAAAGUAAAACAACAACAAAUUAAAGUAAAAUAAAUACAGAUUUCCCAAUAUAGUUGACAUUUGUGAUAUUGAAUGUACUUAUAAUUAUUACCUUACAAUUAAUACAAUAUUUUUUAAUACUUUCUUACAACCUAGCAUACCAAUUUUCCUUUAUUUCUUAAUAUUUUAUGUACACAAGGGUCAUUCAAAUACUACCAUAGAUAAUAUGUCACUGUUAUUUUUUUGUAAGUAUCUCUUAAACAUUUCCCAUUUUUGAGAAAAUCAUUGUUUGGUGUUACCUCUUAACCUAUUUGUUAAUUGAGCCAUUUCCACAUAGUCUGUGUAUCAUCAACUUUUUGAGACAUUCAGACAGGACAAAUAAAAUGAAUUUGCCAAUGAGCCCUCUAAAUUUGAAAUAGUGCUGUUAAAUAAUGUCACCAAGAUUAUCACAAGGAUGUACUGACUCCUCCUUGACUGGGAAGUCGAGAAGGUGAAGGUGGUCAUGAUUAGAUGGGGGCAGGAUAUCGGAUGUCCCAUUAUGAUGAGAGAAUGGGAAUCACUCUGGAAAAUUAACAUGAACUUUACUGCAUGUCACACCAUCAAAGAAAAUAUGGUGAAAAUGCAGUUUUGGUGGUACCUUACACCAUCAAAAAUCUCAAAUGUAUAGAAAUAGUUUGAAUAAGUGUUGGAAGUGUGGAGAAAAAAUGGGAGAUUUUUAUCAUAUGUGGUGGACAUGCAGAAAAGUCCAAAAUUUUUGGAAUAUUUAUGAUGAGGUGAAAAAACAUUCAAAUUAACAUUUUUAAAGAAACCAGAAGCCUUUCUGUUAGGAAUCUUGGGUAGAGACAUUCCGAAAAAUAUAAGAGAAAUCUUUUUAUAUGCAACAGUGGCUGCCCGUCUAUUGAUAGCAUCUAAUUGGAAAGGAGAAAAGAUACAAUGUUAACAGAAUGGCAAAAAUAAAGAUACCCUCUUAACAAAAAUCUCUCCAUAUAUUUGAUCUCUUUCUUCUACAGUCUGCCUUCUGAUUUUGAGAGCUAUGUGUAGACUGUUAGGUAACCCAGAACUAGAUUGCUUUCAGUAUUGGAGGACAACUUUCCAAUAGCUGAAGCAGCAAUAUGCACCUUGUAACCUUUACAAGGCUGUAGCCCAGAACAGUUUUAAAGCACAGUUCAGUUGUCAGCUUAUUAAUAGUAAAUGCAUAAUAGCACUAGAUAUUCUUUAUUAAUACUUUACAUUUGAAAUUGUACUUGGUGAAGACUAAACAAUUUUGUCUUCAGAGGAAACCCGAGGAAGAAACUCAACAAGGAAAUAAUGAAGCUAAGAAAUCUAAACCAGAACCGGCUGUCAAUGGUGGUGGUGAUGCUACCCCCAGUGGAAAUGUGGUUGCAGAGAAAAAGGAAGAGGAGGUGGGCUGUCGAGUCAGGAGUCUUCUGUAUAUUUUCCGUUUCCCAGGCUCAUCUUUCCUGCCUGCCUUUAAUUGCUUGUUGGUCUUCUCUCCCAGACCACUUAAAGUUGGAAAUUUGCUUGUGUCAAAAUGCAUGUUGGAAUCUGUCUAAACUAAACCUGCUAGACUAGUUCUGUAUACUUGUAUCUCUUGGAUGCUUUGAAAUAGCAACUUUGCUUAAAGUACUAUUUAUGUAGGAGUCCUAAUUCUUUACAUUAUCAGAAGUAGAGAAAGGGAUUUAAGACAAAUUAUCUAAGCGUAAUUUGGUUAAUGGCUUCUGUCAAGAGGCAGCAGCAGCCAUGCUACAUUUAAGUAAUCAAUUGUACAUAAGUGUGUUGAAUGCUUUCAAGAGCUGUAUUUAACUGGUCAGAUAAAACAAAUGCAUGUACUAAAUUCUUUUUUCUUUUUUUUUACAGGCAGAGGAAAGGCCACAAGUUGAAACAGUUCAAAGUGCUGUAUGA
Molecule: messenger RNA, 15284 nt
Organism: Podarcis lilfordi (Lilford's wall lizard)
Lineage: Eukaryota; Metazoa; Chordata; Lepidosauria; Squamata; Lacertidae
Source: the annotation of a GenBank genome assembly